Aspergillus pseudonomiae is the source of this 7488-nucleotide messenger RNA. RefSeq names its product reducing polyketide synthase sphB. The record is from RefSeq and is a predicted model, not a curated record. Gene Ontology annotation, molecular function: oxidoreductase activity; phosphopantetheine binding; fatty acid synthase activity. NCBI's taxonomy places the organism in Eukaryota, Fungi, Ascomycota, Eurotiomycetes, Eurotiales, Aspergillaceae. Gene Ontology annotation, biological process: secondary metabolite biosynthetic process; fatty acid biosynthetic process. The transcript has 4 exons. The coding region runs from base 1 to 7488 and encodes 2495 amino acids.
AUGGGCGACAGUAAUGGCAUCAAUGGCCAGGGGUUAACGGUCAUGAAUGGGGCUACUACUCCCAGCGGGCAUCCCACCAAUGGGGUACACACGAAUGGGGUACACACGAACGGGGUGCACACAAACGGCACAAAUGGUAUUUCGGCCCAUAGGGUCCAUGGCAGUGGUCAUGUUCCCAUCGCCAUCUGUGGUAUGGCCUGUCGUCUCCCAGGAGGAUUGACGACGCCCGACGAGCUUUGGGAUUUCCUCCUCGCAAAGAAAGAUGGUCGUUGUCGCGUUCCUGAAUCCCGCUACAACAUCGACUCAUAUUACUCGGAUACAAAAAAGCCAGGGACAGUCUCAACCGAGUAUGGAUAUUUCCUCGACGAGAGUGUCGACGUCGGGGCGUUGGAUACAUCCUUCUUCAGCAUGACGCGAACAGAGGUAGAGCGAGCUGACCCUCAGCAGAGGCUCAUGUUGGAGGUCGCACGCGAGGCCUUCGAAGAUGCCGGCGUGACGAAUUGGAGAGGCAAGACUAUAGGCACGUAUAUUGGUAAUUUCGGAGAAGACUGGCUGGAGAUGUUUGGGAAGGAGACUCAGCCAUGGGGGAUACAUCGUAUAUCCGGUUCGGGAGACUUUGUUGUCGCCAAUCGGCUCUCGUAUGAGUUUGACCUGCAAGGGCCAAGCAUGACGAUCCGCACGGCCUGUUCAUCCGCCCUGGUAGCUCUGAAUGAGGCCUGCACUGCCAUUAGCAGAGGUGACUGCGAAUCCGCCUUGGUGGGUGGUGUUAAUUUAAUUCUUGCACCAGGAAUGUCGAUGGCGAUGCAGGAGCAAGGAGUUUUAUCCAGUGACGGCUCGUGCAAGACCUUCUCGGCUGACGCCAAUGGGUAUGCCCGUGGAGAGGCGGUUACGGCGAUCUUCAUCAAGCCGUUGGCGGAUGCGUUGAGAGAUGGCAACCCAAUUCGUGCUGUCGUGAGAGCCACAUCCCACAAUGCAGACGGAAAGACCGCUACACUGUCACAGCCCAGCACGGACGCACAGGAAGCUCUGAUGAGGAGGGCAUAUGAACUCGGAGGUAUUACUGACUACGCGGAAACCGCCAUGGUUGAAUGCCACGGGACAGGUACGCCGACUGGGGACCCCAUCGAGGCCAGAGCUGUGGCCCGGGUCUUUGGGGACAAGGGCGUCUACAUAGGCUCGGUCAAGCCCAACCUUGGACACACAGAAGCUGCGUCCGGUCUUGUAUCUCUAUUGAAGAUGGUGAAAGCACUCGAGCAUCGCAUCAUCCCGCCAAACAUCAAAUUCACAAGCCCCAAUCCAAACAUUCCGUUCGCGGACAGUAAGCUCACAGUUCCUACCGAGCCACUGCCUUGGCCGAAGGACAGACUCGAACGUGUAAGUGUCAAUUCAUUUGGGAUUGGUGGCGCAAAUGCCCAUGUCAUCCUGGAAUCUGCUGCUACCUAUAACGUCCCGGCUGCUGCUCACGAAACCCCGGAGACACCACACCUUCUGUUGUUCACGGCCAACUCGCCAAAGUCAAUCACAAGGAUGAUUGACAACUACAAGGGAUGGGUGGAACAAAAUCCGGACAAGGUCAGCGACCUGGCCUACACGUUGGCAAGGAGAAGGGAGCACUUGCCCCAUCGAGCUUUUGCUAUUGUCACUAAUGGAGUGGUUGAAAGUGUUUCACAGUCUGUAAACUCCAAGUCUGCGAAACCGCCGAGCGUGGUUAUGGUCUUCACUGGUCAGGGCGCACAGUGGCCCCAGAUGGGACGGGAGCUGUUGCGGUCGAAUCAAGUAUUCAGGUCUAGCAUCCGCUCUCUCGAUCAGCACCUGCAGACCAUGACUGGGGAUAAGCCCGAGUACUCGAUCGAAGCAGAGCUCAAAAAGCCAGGCAAAAAGAGCCGACUGUCAUUGGCCGAGUUCUCCCAACCCCUUUGCACUGCUAUUCAGAUUGCACUGGUCGACACUCUCAAGUCCGCAGGAAUUCGUCCAGACGCAGUCGUGGGCCAUUCCAGUGGCGAAAUUGCUGCAGCAUACGCCGCAGGGGCUCUCACGGCUGCAGAGGCCAUCACCGCUGCCCACCACCGUGGAGCGGUGACAAGUAGACAGAAGAGAGAAGGGACAAUGGCAGCUAUCGGAAUGAGUUGGGCGGAGACAGAAAAGUACCUCGUCCCGAACGUCACGAUUGCCUGUGACAACUCACCCAAGAGCGUUACAAUCUCAGGCGACGUCGAGGCUGUCAAAUCUGUUGUUGCUGCUAUCAAAGAGGCACAGCCACAAACGCUGGCCAGACAGCUCCAGGUCGACAAAGCCUAUCAUUCAUUCCAUAUGAAAGAGAUCGGCGAGGAUUACCUAUCCUUGAUCGGCGAGGAAGUGGUCGGAAGACAACCAUCGGCGCUUUUCUUCUCCAGCGUGACCGGAAAUAUCUUGGGCCCCGAGGACAAAAUCCGUUCAAAAUACUGGCGGGACAAUUUGGAAUCGCCGGUCCGGUUCUGCGAGGCCGCCACGGCCAUUUUGAAACAUGACGUGGGAAAGAAUGCAGUCUUCCUUGAGGUCGGGCCUCAUGGUGCUCUCGCAGGUCCACUGAGACAAAUAUUCACUCACGCCUCUUCUCCAGCUCCCUAUGUCUCGGUCAUGGCGCGCAACCAGGAUUGCACCGCAACCUUUUUGUCUGCCAUUGGAGCCCUUCACUCACUUAACGUUAAUGUUAACCUUGAGGCCCUCUUUCCCACCGGUUCCUGUCUUUCGGACCUUCCCCGAUACCCAUGGAACCAUGAAGGGAGCUACUGGUACGAAUCUCGUAUCAGCAAGGAAUGGCGCAACCGCAAAUUCCAAUACCACGAUCUUCUUGGUGCUAGGGUGGCUGAGAGCAGUGACAGUGAGCCUGUCUGGCGUAACAUGUUCCAUGUUACAAACACGCCGUGGAUUCGUGACCACAAGGUCGGGGAGAACAUCGUCUUCCCGUUCUGUGGUUACAUUGCCCUGGCGGGUGAGGCCAUCAGACAAUUGACUAAUAUUGAAGAGGGAUUCAGCGUUCGAAAUAUCAUUGUCACCACGGCGCUGGUGCUCAACGAGGGAAAGCCGACAGAGAUGAUGGCCAGCUUCAGGCCGCACCGCCUGACGAACUCUUUGAAUAGUGCAUGGUGGGAGUUCACCGUCUCAGCUUACAACGGGCGCAAUUGGACGAAGCACUGUACAGGGGAGGUCUGCGCGCAAGCGUCGGCGCCGGGACAGGCCCCGGAUCCUGCAGCCCUUCCCCGGAAGCUCAAUGUCAGGAAAUGGUAUGAAAAGAUGGGCAAAGGUGGCCUCAACCUGGGAGGAUCAUUCCAGACACUCGAGACAAUGACGACCUCAACUUCAGAACAGAGGGCUGUUGGUAAUGUUGGCAAUGGAAGGCAGGGAGAUAAAGCCAACUACUACAUCCACCCCACCGCCCUUGAUGCGACCCUGCAGAUCCUGGGUGCCGCUGCAGUCAAGGGCUACGGACGCAAAACCAAAACCUGGCUCCCUACCAGCAUCGAUAGAGUCACCGUCUAUAGGUGCUCCUCGGAUAUGAUCACCAGCGUUUCUGCUAAGUUGUCGAGCAACUUUUCGGUCGUUGGAGACGGCGUUUGCACAUCUGGAGGCACGAGAGUCGUUGAAGCCGUUGGUAUUCGAAUGUCACUUGCGGAUGGUGCUGGUGCAACGGACGUUGCGGACACACACGCCGCGUCGAGGUGUGAGUGGAGACCCGAUAUUGACUUCCUAGAUGUCCAUGACCUCUUCCGCGCACCAGCAAGCCGAACAGACCACUUGCGUCUCCUGGAGGAGCUCGGGGACAUCUACUUGCUCUUGUCCCAAUCCCGUCUUUUAGAAUCGACAAGUAAUCCAAUUCUGCCCCAUCUGCAGAAGUACAUAGCUUGGAUCGGGUCUCAAUCCAGAUCAAUUCCUUUCAGAUUACCUUCGACCUGGACAGGCCUCGACAACGAGGCUAUUUCCGCUCGGAUUGACAAUAUAAUGAGUCAGCUAGCAAACACUACAGCAGCCCCAGUCGCCAGUGCCAUGCGUGAAGUCUGCCUACAGAUGGAUUCCCUCUUGUCCGGCGAAAUCCUAGAGAGUGUCUUCCCAGAGGGAGCUUUAACGCACGUCCAUGAAUUUGUUGGACAGCUGGACCGAAGGGAAUUCAUUCAAAAGUUGAGCCACUCCAAGCCCAACCUCCGAAUCCUAGAGAUUGGAACCGGAAACGGCGUGUCGUUGCACCGUGACAUCGUCGCCGAAUUGACACGCACCGACGGUGAGAUUCUCUGUGCCAAGUACACUUUGACUGCCCCAGGCUACGUGGUGGCUACAACGCAAGAGAAGCUAUUCCCAAAUAUGGAGUUCGCCAGCCUGGACAUCACUCAGGAUCCGUUCGAACAAGGAUUUGAGGACGCUGGGUACGAUCUAAUUAUAGCCGUCAACGCUCUUCACGAGACCAAAAAUGUCCAGGAAAGCUUGACCAACAUCAGGAAGCUCCUCCAUUCCGAUGGGAGAUUGCUUCUGCAAGAGCUCUGCCCGUCAUCCAGAUGGGUCCAGUAUCUGCUCGGUGUGCUUCCGACCUCCUGGUCGGGCUCUGCCGACGGGCCAAUCGAGGCGGCCUACCUGCGCCAAGACGAGUGGGAGUCGAAGCUUUCUGCUGCAGGCUUUGGCGAUAUCGAGGCUGUGGCUCUCGAUUCAGAAGAGCCUCACCAACUUACUGUCACUAGGGUUGUAAGGCAGGUCCGCGAGACGCCCAUAAAGAAGGUCACAGUUCUUUUCGAGGAGGAAGUGCCUGCUGUCACAAACAUCCUGAGCCAGCUCGAAAAAGGGGGCUAUCAGGUCACCAGGUGCAGAUUAGAAGAUGAUCCGCCGGCUGGACAAGAUGUGAUUUCGCUGUUAGAUAUUGAGAAGCCCUUUUUCCACGAGAUCGAUGAAGCACGCUACCUGUCAUUCAAGGCCUUCCUUCUCGGCCUUCAAGAACGCGACGCCGGCAUGCUCUGGGCGACUCAUCUCAUCGACAUAGGAUGCUGUGAUCCACGGUAUGCACAAGUUCUCGGUCUCGCCAGAACUAUCCGUACGGAGCAGCUGGCCGAUUUGGCGACUUGUCAGGUCGACAGUUUUGAGAACCUGAAGUCCAUCGACCAACUGCUCCAGGUGCUUUCCAAGUUCCAGGCUCGCCAAGAUGACCCUAAUGAGGAACUCAACCCCGACUACGAAUGGGCCAUCUUCAAUGACCGGGUUCAAGUCGCACGCUUCCACCCAUUCAUCCUGGCCGAUGAGCUCUUGGCUUCAGAAGAGUCGAGCGAGAUAGCCACACUGAACGUUCGUACGCCAGGGCGGGUCAACAGUCUACACUAUGCGCGCCAAGAACGAAAGGAUCUCGAAAAGGACGAAGUGGAGGUCGAAGAUAUUCUGGUUGCACUGGGCAUUGUUGAACUGCCGGUCCGUCUCUUCGGAAUCGAAGCUGCGGGCAUCGUCACGCGUGUGGGAGCAGAUGUCAGCCCCGACGACCUUCAGGUUGGCGAUCGGGUCGUUUGCUUUUGCAGAAAAGACGCCUUUUCGACAUAUACGACGACGUUGGCUGCUGUCUGCGUGCGUAUCCCUGACAGCCUAACCUUCGAUCAAGCUGGAACGAUGCUUAUCCCAUAUUUCACCGCGAUUCACUCCAUGGUCAACGUCGGACGCGUCACAAAAGGCCAGUCCGUCUUAAUCCACAGCGCGUGUGGUGGAGUGGGCCUGGCAGCUAUCCAGGUGGCCCAAAUGCUGGAGGCCGAAGUGUAUGUCACGGUUGGCAGCGACGAAAAGGUCAAGUACUUGAUGGAGAACUACAACAUCCCGCGAAGCAGGAUCUUCCAGUCUCGCGACAGGUCAUUUGUGGAUGGUGUCAUGCGAGAAACGGACGGCCGUGGCAUGGACUUCAUCCUCAACUCCCUCUCCGGCGAGCUCUUGCACGCCACCUGGAGCUGCGUGGCUGAGUUUGGUACUCUACUCGAGAUCGGAAAACGAGAUCUGAUCGGGGAUGGCAAGCUCGACAUGAAGCCAUUCCUGGCAAACCGCAAUUAUUGCUGUGUCGAUAUUGAUGGACUCUGGAAGAGAAUCCAUGUCGCCAGAGCCUUGAUUUUCUCCAUCUUGGAUUUCUACAGCAAAGGCUAUAUAUCCCCGCUACCCACGACAAUCUUUCCCGCAACCCAGACUCAAGAUGCAUUCCGAUUUAUGGAGAAGGGACAACACAUCGGCCGUGUUGGGGUUUCGUUCAAGGCAGCCCAAGGGGAAACCCAGCUUGGAUUGGAAACCACCAAGAGAGCUAUGACGAUUUCAUUCAACGGGUCGGGCUCUUACCUCAUGGUUGGUGGCCUUGGCGGUAUUGGUCGUGCUGUAUCUACCUGGAUGGUCGAUCACGGUGCCCGUGAGCUCGUCUACAUGUCCCGUAGCGCGGGCCUCACGCCCAAAGAUGAUGAUUUUGUGGCUGAGCUCCAGAGCAUGGGCUGUGCCGUCAAGCUUGUGAGCGGAGAUACCACGAAAUUGGAGGAUGUCAAGAAGGCCAUUGGUGCAGCGACCUAUCCCCUCAAAGGUAUUGUACAGAUGUCAAUGGUCGUCGCCAACGAGAACUUUACUAGGAUGACCUUCGACGACUGGAUGGCGUCGACGGCACCCAAAGUUCAGGGAACCUGGAACCUCCACAAUGCCUCUAUGGAGUCGGGGAUCGAUCUUGAUUUCUUUGUGAUGUUCAGCUCGGUCUCAGGUAUCGUUGGACAAGCUGGUCAAGCCAAUUACGCCAGUGGAAACAGCUUCCUAGACGCGUUUGCCCAAUACCGUAACGGGCUGGGCCUGGCGGCCUCUGUAGUUGAUAUGGGAGCUGUCGAGGACGUUGGAUGGAUUUCAGAGCACCAAGGAAUGAUGGGGAAAAUGUCCAGGAGUGGUUUCAAGCCUGUACUGGAGCAGGAAGUUAUUGACGCAAUGUCAGUAUCCAUGUUGGUCCAUAACAACCCAGGUCAAGCUGUCGAGGAAGCUCUUGCCGUCGAGUCAAAGAACACGUCUUAUUUCGUACACAAAAAUACCUUCCUCGUCGGGCUUGCUUUACUUAUUCCAUUGCACGAUCCCAGUAACUACGUGAUCUGGAAGAAAGAUCGUCGCAUGGCCUCCUAUCAUAACAAUUCUGCGGUUGCCAUAACCGCAGCCUCGACAGAUAUUCUGAGAUCAUAUCUUAACAAUGCGAAAGCGGAUCCGUCUAUUCUCAAGUCGCCAGAAGCAUCGAAGCUCUUUGCAGUCGAGAUCGGCAAGAGACUCUUCGAUCUGUUGCUGAAACCGAAUGAGGAGCCCAAUACAAGCUGGCCACUGCUCGAUCUCGGCCUUGACUCGUUGGUGGCUCUCGAAUUGCGCGCUUGGAUCAAGCAGGUCUUCGCUUUUGAUCUUCCCAUGCUCGAGAUGAUGAGUAUUGGCUCUCUGGAUAUUCUUGGUCAAUAUGCAGCAAAUGAGGUUUAUAGAAUCGCGACCGAAAACGAGAGCUAA